Molecule: messenger RNA, 8191 nt
Organism: Phyllopteryx taeniolatus (common seadragon)
Lineage: Eukaryota; Metazoa; Chordata; Actinopteri; Syngnathiformes; Syngnathidae
Product: ubiquitin carboxyl-terminal hydrolase 31-like
Exons: 16
Coding region: 1764-5672 (1302 amino acids)
Biological process (GO): protein deubiquitination
Molecular function (GO): cysteine-type deubiquitinase activity
Source: RefSeq, a predicted model, not a curated record
AAAUAGCUAAUUUGGUAACUCGUGUUUGUAUCCAAAUUGGGGCGUGGGUGAGCCUAUCCCAGUUGGCGAACUGGUUGUUCAUCAAUCACAGGGCACAUAUACCUUAUAUACAACCGUACCGUUCACACCCAGAGGUACAAUGUUGUUUUCAAUUAACCGAACAUGUUUUUUUAGAAUGGAAUCUAGCGUACCCAGAGAAACUCAAAGUCCACACUGGAAAGCCAGGGCUGAGAUUUGAACAUUAGAAUUUACAAUCUAAAUUUUAACGUUUUGAUCUGUUAAAUUGUAUGAAUGUAUUCCCAACAAGCUAUUCUCUUCAUUUUAAAGCGGUUCUCUUGGCUUCCGCUGCUUCUAGUAUGUGAAUAUAGAUGCUAGAUUGUUUAUUUAAAUUUUUUGGUCCUAUCAGAUUUCAGCUAUGUGUUGCCAUGUCCAUCUAAUCUGCCCGGUGCCUUCAGAAUAAGUAGUGCGAAUCGGUAAAGAUGAAAGCGCUUGAACGUGUUCUGUAGUAUUGCCAGUUUUUUUUCUAAUUACUGCGUGAUUGAGGUGGCAUCCAGAGGUGGAGUAAAGUCUGUAAAUCCCCACUGAAGGCUCAUAUUGAAGUCUGAGGAUAAAUGACGUUCACUUCUCUGAAUAAGUUGACAUCACGUGGCAGCGCGUUGCGAUUGGUGCUUGUCGUGCUGACCGGGGAGUCUGUGUGGAGACCGACGGAGCGCAUCAUCCGGCAUCAUCAUCCAGCAUCCACCUGCUCCCCUCUCGACAUGGACCAGUGUUGGGCCGCGACGUCAUCCGUCCCCGCCCUGCCUGCAGUGUCGCUGCCUGAACAGAUGAGGAUGGACUCGGUAACCGGCCUCGCCGUCGACCCUCGUCCCGUGCGGGGAAUCAAGAGGCUCCGAAUACCAAAUUGAGUGACAACCCCCACCCCCUCCCUCCCUCCCUCCAAAAACCUCCGGGGAGGGUGGAGGGAGGUACGCUCGAGAGGCGAGGGAGCGGCGGGCUGUGGAGCUCCGGUCGCGGGGUACCGAUGAUGACGAGCACCGCGGAUGAGCAUUAAGGAAAACAAACACCCAUAAAUAGAGCCCCGUUCGAGGAUUCGCCGUGGACGGGAGGCGGUGGGAUACCUUUUGGACCGCGAAUAAAAGAUGAGGGACCCGCUGAUGUUUAUGUGUGAGGAUCCACCUCCGUGACACAACAGGCCGCCGUGUCGUCUGCUCGUAGCCGCCGUUGGAGACGCUAUGCGCGGGCGAGCGUGUGAGAGAGACCCCCGCUCCGAGCGCUUCGCCACCACCAACACCAACACACGGCGUUUGUCUUUUCUCAACUAGCAGGCCUUCCUUUAAGUGGAACGAACCUGUGGACAACACGACGAGUGGUGCCGCGCGUGGGGGCUGAAUUAGGUGCACUAGAAAAAGGAUUUCAAGUGUCUCCCCCCCCCCCCAAACCCCCAAUCUCCCUCCAAACAUCCAACUUCCAUUUUCUAUUGUCCUCAUUAGGGUCGAAGGUGAGCUGGAGCCUCGCUGACUUUGGGCAAAAAAAACAGCAAAAGCAUAUGGACAAGUCUUAAGUGAGGUACUGUAUUUAUACAUAUAACAAUGUUGUUUUGGGAACUUGGGAUGAAGAUGGAGAAAAGCCACCCGAGCGCAGGGAGAGCACGCAAACUACGCUUUGGAAGGCCACAGCGCAGAUUCAAACCCGGAACCUCCGAGCUGUGAGGCAAACGUGCUCGUCCGCUCUUCUCUCUAAACAGCCGCCGGAAAGCAGCCAAAAUGUCCAAAGUGGUUACUAACAAGGAGAAGAAAUCCUUCAGCAAGAAGCUGUUCCGGAGGAGCUCGGUCCGCUCGGUGGGCAGCUUCAUGAACAGAGUUCUCCGGACUCUCUCCACUUUGUCCCAUUUCAGCACAGACGAGCAGGCGGCCCGUGACGACAAGGACGACGCCUCCUCCAUCCCCGCCACCACCGGGGGCUCGCUCCAGUCGGACGACAGCGACUGCGGGGGGUUCUCUUUCGGCGACAAGGUCCCGGGUGUGGCCGGGCUCAAGAACCACGGCAAUACCUGCUUCAUGAACGCCAUCCUGCAGUGCCUGAGCAACACAGAGCUCUUCGCCGAGUACCUGGCCCUGGAGCAGUUCCGGGGCCAAGGAGGCGGCGGUGGUGGAGGAUCUGAGGCCGGCAGCGGCGCUGAUACGAAGGCGAGUAAGUCCAACGGGGUCCUGGUGCAGAAGAAGUCCAGCCAGCAGCAGCAGCAGGAGGAAUCCGGCGAGGUGACGGAGCAGCUGUCCGGUCUGGUUCGAGCCUUGUGGACCUUCGAGUACACGCCCCAGCACAGCAGAGACUUCAAGAAUGUGGUGUCAAAAAGCGCCCUUCAGUUCAAGGGCAACUCCCAGCAUGACGCGCAAGAAUUCCUCCUGUGGCUGCUGGAUCGAGUGCACGAAGACCUCAACAACAUCAUCCAUCCUGACGUCAGGCCCCCAAGGACGCCUCCGGUAGAGAACGAAAACGCCCCUGAAGGAUCUCCGCUCCCAGCGCCCGGCUCUUUUGUGCAAGAGCUUUUCCAGGCACAGUACAGAUCCUCCCUGACUUGUCCUCACUGCCAGAAACAGAGCAACACCUUCGAUCCUUUCCUCUGCAUCUCACUGCCAAUCCCCGUACCUCACACGCGGCCCUUGUAUGUGACAGUAGUGUACCAGGGCAAGUGCUCCCAUUGUAUGCGGGUCGGGGUGGCCGUGCCUCUGUCCGGUACUGUAUCCAGGCUCAGACAAGCUGUGGCCCAGGAGACCAAAAUCCCUGCUCAACAGAUCGUCCUCACCGAGAUGUACUACGACGGCUUCCAUCGCUCCUUCUGUGACGACGACGACGACCUGGAGAUCAUUCAGGAGAGCGACUCCAUCUUUGCUUUCGAGACGCCCGAGCUCUUCAGGCCCGAUCAGAUCCGCUCCAAGCGAGGCGGGAGUCCACACGGCAAUCUCAACCAGAACAACUUGAAGUACAGCACGGAUAACAAUCGGUUAUCCCCACAAAUCCAGGAGCCUACGACUCCGCCUCUCAGCCCCAAUAAGAACACGGGGCAGGACGAGAAGGUGGUGCUGUUGGUGUGCAACCGAGCCUGCGCCGGCCAGCAAGGACGCAGGUUUGGCAAUCCUUUCAUCCUCUACCUGGAGCGUACAGUCACAUGGGAUGUUCUCCAGAAGGAAAUUUUGGAGAAGAUGCGUCAUCUUUUGCGCCCUGGAGCCGUCGUGCAGGUUGGGCCCUUCACGUUACGCGUGGUAGGCGUGGUCGGGAUCACGUAUCUCCUGCCUCAGGAAGAGCAACCACUCUGUCAUCCUUCCGUGGAGAGAGCAUAUAAAUCUUGCGGUCCUGGUGGGCCGCCUCAUGUCAAAAUUGUUGUGGAAUGGGACAAGGAGACCAAAGACUAUCUGUUUAAACGAACAGAGGACGAAUACAUCCCCGAUGCUGAAAGUGUACGUCAUGCGAAGGAGCAGCACCUCCAGCCUCAGAGCUGCUCACUCGCUCAGUGCUUUCAACUCUACACCAAAGAGGAACAGCUGGCUCCUGAUGACGCCUGGCGAUGUCCACACUGUAAGCAGCUUCAGCAGGGCAGCAUCAAGCUCAGUUUGUGGACACUGCCUGACAUCCUCAUUCUUCACCUCAAGCGCUUUCGACAGGAUGGGGAUCGGCGCAUGAAAAUGCAGAACAUGGUCAAGUUCCCGCUGACCGGCAUGGAUAUGGCACCACACAUGGUGAAGCGGAGCCAGAGCAGCUGGAGUCUCCCCUCGCACUGGUCGCCAUGGAGACGGCCUUACGGGCUGGGUCGGGAUCCCGAGGAUUACCUUUACGACCUGUACGCCGUGUGCAACCAUCACGGGACGAUGCAGGGAGGACAUUACACAGCUCAGUGUAAGAACUCCAUUGACGGACAGUGGUAUUGCUUUGAUGAUAGCGACGUUCAUCCAAUAUCAGAAGAGGACGUCUGCAAGCAGACGGCUUACAUCUUGUUUUACCAGAGACGUGCCACCAUUCCGUCUUGGUCUGCCAACAGUUCUGUGGGAGGAUCUACAAGUUCUUCCCUGUGUGAGCAUUGGAUCAGUCGUCUGAUAGGAAGCCGUCCACCGAGCCAAGCCUCAUCCGGUUCCUCCAGACGAACAUCACUGGCCUCCCUCUCAGAGUCGGCCGAGUUUGCCGGCGAACGGAGCGAGGAUGACGGCUUAUCGAGCCGGCCCGUGGUGAGAGCCAUGCAAAGGCAGACAUUCUCCUCGAGAGCGUCCAUCGCUAGUCCACUAGUGCUGAGUGAGAAUGGCCAGAAGCCUUCUUGGUCCCACUCUGCCAAGCUGCAACUCCGUUCUAACUCUCCCUCGCGCUUCUCCCUGGAAUCUCACUCCUCUUCCCCGACACUUGAAAUAAUAGGGGAAGUGGUUGAUACCAAUCUGUCAACGUCCUGCUUCAACAGGUCACCUAAACUUGGAGCUAAAUCCGCCCUCGCAGCAUUGGAUCAUAAUCCCGGCAGUAAAAGGCUGAUAGAGCAGCUUCACCCCAAACCUGCAUCACAGACCGAGCCGAGGAGUUCCGUGCAGGCUGGGGAUAACAUCAAUCUCGUCAGUGGUGCUGAACAAAUAAGUCCUCGCCAUGGGACGACUGCAAAGGAGCAGAAGCAAAGAAAUGUGGCUGCAGACAGUACAGGUGGCAAACGGACCUCAACAAAGACCGGGGUGGAGAGCGAGAGGAGCCCGAAGAAGCGUCCCGCCGCCUCCUCAACGUCAUCCAGCUCUUUGUCGCCUGCGUCCCCGGCUGUUGUCAAGUCACCAGCUCGAGCGCAGGCUAAAGGUGCUGCUACCAAUCCAAAGGACAAGAGCGACGGACCACCCAAAGCCAGUAAGGCUGGGUCCUCCAGAACGGCGACACCUUCCAAAAAAGGCUCAUCCCAAACUCAAGAUGGAUUACAUCCUGACUCUGCCCAACAGAGGAAGAGCGGCUCUCCGGGAAGUUCGUACCCUCAGAGAAGGACGGCGGCCAAAGGUGGCGCCGAUAAAAGCUCGGCCUCGGGAAGGACUAAAGGAGCAGACAGGAGCGCCAGCCGGGAUUCUUCACGGACCAACGUGGUGUCAGAGAAGAAGGUUAACAGCGGAGGUCCUCCGUCCAGGUUCAGUGCUGGCAGUAGAGCGGAGGGCAGGCCCGGUCGAGCCUUGGAGAACAGGACGGUCGCGCGAAGCUCAAGCAGUAGCUCCUCUAUGACCAGUCUGCGAUCCUCGAGUGUGGUACCUCCGUCGGUCGCCCUGUCAAAACCCCCCCGAAGGAACAGUAAGACCGAGGACAAAGCUUUGUCCUUCUUCAAAACUGCCCUGAGGCCCAAAGACACCCGCAAGUCGACGGAUGGCGGGAAAGCGGGGACAACGGACCCCAAAGGAAGUCUGGAAGAUGGUGGAGAUGCGGCGAGAGAGGGCUCCAGCAAGAAAGCCCAGAACGCGGCUUCAGAAUCCACUGCGGCGAAGGACAAGGAAUCCUCCAAAGGUUCCGCUGCAGCCAAACAUUCACUGCUGCCCUCCACUAAAUCCAAACUUGCAGAAUCGACCAACCAGGCUUCUUCUGCGAAAGAACCUUCAAAGAAAGAAGCUGUCAAAAAGACCAUGCCGUCCAGGAAAAUCCCCAUCAACUCCACACAAUCAAGCCAGAGGUCCAAAUGAAGUCUGAUGAUCACCUCGCUCUUCUUUCAAGUGCAGCUCCAAACACUGAAAUGAGACACCUUCAGCCUUUCAGUGGUUACUGGUUUCCAGCUGCCAUUCUGGACACUUUGUUCUAUAGUUAUUUAGGAAUGGGUUUUACCAAAGCACUUUGUAUUGAUUGUGAUGAUUUCCAGGAAAUACUAUUACUGUAUCGUAAAUAAGCAUGGGUUGCUCAUUUAUUGGAAUGAUUGCCUUGUUGUGUCCGUAGCCUAGCUGAGAGGAAUCUGUCUUUGAAGCCUCGUUUCCACCAAGCGGCAGAGUCCCGAUCGGUUUGGUUCGGUAUGAUUUUAAUGCGUUUUCAUUCGGGAGGGACUCAAUUUCCUUAAUUGUCUAUGGAGGAAAUGAACAAUCAAGUCAUUUUUUUUUUCUUAAAGCAAACGGGCUCUCGCGAUGCCUCGGACUCGUGUUAAUGUCAGUGUAAUGUUGAACAGAAUAAUGCGAACCCUAGUUGUGGUCUGCGUGGAUGUAGCUCAACUUCUUUUGGCAGCAAAGAUGAGACUGCAGCAGUAGGGCACGCCAUUUUGCGCAGAUUCAAUUAAUUCAACAAUUGAUUGUUAUGCCAAUCUAGUUGUUCUACGGGACCCGAGAUAUCGACUGGAGCUAGCCCACUUUUCGAUACGUCAUCGGGUUGUCAGCCGCGGUAAUCGUUACAUUUAGGGUGGGUCGACCUACUGUAGCUGCGCUUCUGUCCAUUGAUCGGUCAACACACAAUUGGUGGAAGCGUGGCUCAGGAGGGAAAAAGUGCAGGUGAACAAUACUCGGGAGUGUUGAAAAUAGACUACCGAGUCAUUUUUCCCCCCCCCCUAAACCCCUAAAUUAUUUCCUGAAACCUUUAGCUCUCCUUCAUUAUGGAGAGACAAGUGUCAACAUCAGUGCCUCAGAUAAUCAUAGUAUAUAAUCUAAAUUGUAUGACUGCAGGUGUUGGUAAAUUUCUAAAUAAAAUGUAAUAUUUAUUAAGCACUGAAUAUGUAAUUUCAAGUAACAUACACCUAUGUAACCUUAAUCGCUGUUUACAUACACUUGAUGUAGUUAUCGUGCAACAGCCUUCAAGGAGAAUUUUCGAAGAGGACAAGGAGACGGCGCGGGCGAAAGAAGCAUGUGUCAGUGGUUUUAUUCAUCUGGAGAUCAUGGUUCUUAAAUAUAUGUGUUUAUUUACCUGUAGUAACCCAUCAAGCCCUCGGGCAACCUCCCAACUGGCACCAGGUCCGAUGCCAACAUUUGCUUUUGGCGCCCACCCGAGGCCUCAGGGCUUUCUGACUGCCACACUGUCUCGGAACAUUCCUCUCAAAAGAACACAGGGUGUACAAAAGCCAUACACACACACACACCGCACAUGAACACACACACGUCCGGCCCCAACCAUUCAGUCCACUUGCACAAUGUGAUGAGAUCCAAUUCGGUUUUUGCAAAGAUAAUACUGCUAAUAAAUACUCGAUCAACUGCUCUGUACAGGGGCGGAUCUAUUCUAGUGGCUCACAGGGCCACAAACCACUCCAAAAUCUUGAAAAGUUCUCAACUAUUUGCCGUAAAACCCUUAGCAGAAAGCUAACAAUGACUAUAAAAUUGCCAGAUGGGGCUUGUUUAAUAAAUCAAAGUUUCCGAAUGUGAAAGUGCAUCCUUAUAAUUUAUCUGUAUGCGGCCCUCAGGGGAAAGUGUUUGGACACUCCUGGUUCAACCUUAAAUGUACCAUAAACUAUGAUCCAAAACAGCGUAGAAAUAAAAUAGAAUUUCAAACGUAUUUAUCUUACAUUUGUCUUGAAAAUAACAAUCUCCCCUGACAACCCAGGCUAAAUGUAGCUCCUCCCCGAAAUAAAUAGCUCGGUUGAACUGCAUCACUUCAACGUACUUCCUUGACAUUGAUGUUCUACUUUCCUAGUAGACAGUACUUUGACAUCUUAGAGCGUUUCAGAAAACGCGCAAAAACCACAGGGAUCGGUUCCUCAGAAAAAAACAAAAACAAAUUUGUGAAUAGUGAACCGUAAAUAUGCGAGGGAUUAUUGUUUACAUAUUAGCGCUCUCCUACAACCAUAAUAAUAAACGUAUUGUUAAACAAAUACCUCCCUGAGUAUUUUUUUUUGCAUUGAAUGUCAUUAGAUUGUGCAAGUGUACUUAAUAAAGUGAGUGUACAUGUACAUAGCGAGUUUGAGGCGACUAAUCAUCACCGCUUUCUGCACACACUCACACAGACACACACAGAUCACGAGUUCAUGUGAAAAUUGUUGCAUGAUGAUUUGCUUCUGCAUGCACUCAACUAUGCAAGCAACCUCUUGCUCAUGGCCACCGCUGAGUAUGUUGACGUACAGCUCUUGGAUGUGUACAUAGUAUUUCGUAGUGUUCUAUUUUUCCAAAAAAAUGCCAGCAUCAGAGAGCAUGUGAAGGCAUUCUUUAGCGACGCUUUGUUUGCACAACUCUACAUUUUGUAUGAAUGUUACCAACUGCUCAUUUAACCUGAAAAGUAAACCGACUCACUUGAAAACCAA